AUGUCCUAUCCUCCACCUCCAGGUCUGAACUCAAACGCCUCACACCCAUCUCUUCCCGCGCGUCCUCCUCCAACGAGCCUCCCUCCUAGACAAGGCUAUAAUGCCGCAACAUCUCGACCGGGCGCAUACCCACCUUCGUCCUCGGGGUAUGGAGGCUUCGCGCCUAGAUCAGUAGCAGCACCCCAACCAUACAAUAAUUCGUACCAGGCGCCUCAGCCAUAUCAGCAGCCAGCAUACGGAGGCUACAAUGCCGCACCACAGCCAGACGCAUAUGGAGCCGCUCCUCAAAUCAGAAACCCGUUUGCGCCUCCGAGCGCCAAUCCAGGCGUUAGGGCAUAUGAAGAAGAUCCGGACAUGGCAGCACAGAUAGCACAAUGGCAAUCGGCAUAUGCAGGGAAAGACGCUUCUUCGGCGAGUAAUACUUCUGGUUAUACGGGCCCCAAUCCAGCAGCCCGUCGAUUCAACAAUGGAACUUCAGAAAGCUCCGGCGCGGCAACAUCUGCAAAUGCCGCACCACUUGGGGCAGGAGCGCGAUCAGAAACAUUUGGCCCGUCAAUGUCAUCAGCAGCUAUGGCAUCUGCCGCUCAUAGCGAUACAGGUGUCGCUAAUAUCGUAUCCGACUCCAAGAACCCCAAUUCCAAAACCGUUGUCCGAUCUGGUGGAGGUAUAACCUGGUCCGAUUCCUCACUUCUUGAAUGGGACCCCGCUCAUUUCCGUCUAUUCGUGGGCAAUCUCGCAGGCGAAGUGACCGACGAAUCUCUCUACAAAGCCUUCUCCCGAUGGCCUUCGAUCCAAAAAGCACGUGUAAUCCGAGACAAACGAACCACCAAAUCAAAAGGCUUCGGAUUCGUAUCAUUUAGCGAUGGAGAUGAAUUCUUCUCCGCCGCGAGGGAAAUGCAGGGAAAGUAUAUUGGAAGUCAUCCUGUCUUGUUAAGGCGGAGUACGACUGAAAUUAAAGCUGUGAACCCGAAGGAUAAGGAUAGGCAUGGGAAGAAUGGAAAGGGGAAGAAUAGGAACGGAGGGAAGGAUAGGGAUAAGACUGGGGCUGGAGUGCAGAAGUCUGGGAAGACUAAAGGGGGCCUGAAGGUGUUGGGAUAG
Molecule: messenger RNA, 1098 nt
Organism: Glarea lozoyensis ATCC 20868
Lineage: Eukaryota; Fungi; Ascomycota; Leotiomycetes; Helotiales; Helotiaceae
Product: RNA-binding, RBD
Exons: 1
Coding region: 1-1098 (365 amino acids)
Molecular function (GO): mRNA binding; protein binding
Source: RefSeq, a predicted model, not a curated record